Molecule: messenger RNA, 2106 nt
Organism: Rhipicephalus microplus (southern cattle tick)
Lineage: Eukaryota; Metazoa; Arthropoda; Arachnida; Ixodida; Ixodidae
Source: RefSeq, a predicted model, not a curated record
AUGCAGAACGGGGAACAGCGCCAGCAGGCCAGCGGACCAGUCACCACGCUAUUGCCACCGCCGAAAGCCCUGGACACCACAGGAGACGUAUGGCGAAGCUGGAAGACAUGGCGGCAAGAGUUCGAGCUCUUCGCAACGGCAACAUACCUGAACCAGCAACCGAAAGAGGUACAGGCAGCCACCUUUCUUAUGAUUAUCGGAGAGGACGCACGCAAGACGUACAGCACUCUUGAUUUUGCAACUGACGAAGAGAAGUCGGACGUAGAAGUACUGAAAAUGAAGUUUGAGGCAUUUUACAAACCAGCUCUAAACUUAGCCUACCAUGAGUUCCGCUUUGGAAAGUGCGACCAAAAGGACGGUGAAAGUUUCAAUGACUGGCUGACAGACCUCAGAUUAGACACAGGCGCAACAUGCUCGGUUAUAGCACGCAGCCAGCUGCAGAAAAUAACAAACAAGCAGCCACUUGAUUGCAACGUUGUUUUAAACACAUUUUUUGGCUUCCAGAAAAAAGCGACGAAACAAGUUCGUCUUGAAGUGGCAACGAGAGAAAGCAAGAUUCUGACAGAGUUUUUCGUCGUGGAUGACGAAAUCGCCGUGACCUUGAGCGGUACAGUUGCCGAAGAGCUUGGCUUGCUCCAACGUGUCUGCUCUGUCGACCAAAUAGAGCUUUACGGCACUGCCAAGCCUUACGAAGACGUGUUUGAAGGUCUGGGUCAACUGGAGGGUAUUGUCUACCAUCUAAAGCUCAAGCCCGGGUCCCAGGGAGUAGUGAAACCAGCACGGCGGAUUCCAAUAGCAUUGCAAAGCAAGGUGAAAGCUGAGCUCGACCGCAUGGAGACUGCUGGAGUCAUCGUGAAAGUGACCGAGCCGACAGAGUGGGCCAGCAACAUGGUCGUUGUUACAAAAGGAGAGAAGGAGUCCGUCCGGUACUUGGGACACAUUUUGACGCGCGACGGCCUGAGCCUGGAUCCACAGCGGCUAGAAGACAUCUUGCAAGUCCAGACGCCAAGCAACCAGAAAGAGCUGCAGACGUUCCUGGGCAUGGUUUCAGACAGACGGCUGAGCCAAGUUCUACAAGAGACCGACCAGGACCCUGUGAUGGUGAAACUUCGACAGUACGCAAGCAGUCAGUGGCCGGAGAGCAAAGCUGACGUCAGCAGCGAGCUACGAUGCUACUGGAGCUUCCGCGACGAGCUGCAUACGCAAGAUGGCCUUGUAUUCAGGAGCAACCGCCUCAUCAUUCCGGCCAAGAUGCGCAGCGAAGUUCUUGCCUGCCUUCAUGCAGCGCAUGGGGGAGCAGAAAAAAUGAAAGCACGUGCUCGAGCUGUACUUUUUUGGCCUUCUAUAAACAGCGAUCUAGAGGAAGUUGCUCGACGCUGUGAGACCUGCCAAAAGCACAAGCCACGAAAUCGGCGCUUGCCAUUGAUGAACCAUGAAAUUCCUAGCCUACCCUGGGAAGUUGUGGGAGCCGACAUAUGCUAUCACAAUGCUACCGAGUACUUGGUGGUUGUUGACUUUUAUUCUUUCUUUUUCGAAAUCAGGCCCGUGAAGACGACAGCCGACAAGGUGAUUGCUGCCUUCGCAGACAUAUUCGCCACUCAUGGCUUCCCGCAGCGCCUAUGCACGGACAAUGGACCGCCAUUCAGCAGCCAGACUUUCGUGAAUUUGUCGAGACUCAUGGGCCGAAAUGCGAGGACGCUGCUGCCAGUCACGGAAACCCACCUGCGACCGCAGACCAUACCGCCAGAGGAGGUUCAACGGCGGCUCCACGUCAUCAGAAGUAGACAACGUUCCUACUACAACAGGGGUACAAGGCCGCUACCAGGACUUCCUGAGGGCUCCAGCGUCACAGUGUACAACGUACCAUCAAAGACCUGGUCCCCUGCUACGGUUAUCAAGCCUGCCAACAGUCCGAGAGCCUACAUUGUUGAGACCGAAGAUGGACUCCAGUUGCAGCGCACCAGAGAACAUCUCCGUCUGGCCCCCACCCCACUGGUGCCCCCCACACAAGAACAUCAAGCUGACGUGGGCCCCGCCGAGCCACAACUACGCAGAAGCGAACGCAAUCGCCGGCCACCGCAAAGAUACCCCAUGCCGGAACUUUAG